This is a messenger RNA of Amaranthus tricolor (Joseph's coat), 1571 nucleotides long. Its product is annotated as E3 ubiquitin-protein ligase BOI-like. The transcript is spliced from 4 exons. Gene Ontology annotation, molecular function: ubiquitin-protein transferase activity. NCBI's taxonomy places the organism in Eukaryota, Viridiplantae, Streptophyta, Magnoliopsida, Caryophyllales, Amaranthaceae. The record is from RefSeq and is a predicted model, not a curated record. The coding region runs from base 361 to 1326 and encodes 321 amino acids.
AGUGACUAUUGGUGGGAAAAAUGUAAAGAAAGCUGCAAAGAUAAUAACGCACAUAAGCCAAUUAGGCAUAGGAUUCAUAGAAAGAGAAAGAUAGGGAAUUCAGAAAUGGAAUGGAGCUAUAAUCCCGUUCCUUUCCUUUUGCCCUCACAACUGUAACUUCUGCUACAUUACCAUUCUACAGUUUUCUUUACUUUUUUUUUUUUUUUUUAGUUUAUUUUAAUCAUUUUCUUCUAAAAUUCCAAAUGAUUCUCUCUCAACUUUCUUUCUUUUUCUUUUAUACAUCACCCUUAAUUCUAAACUACUUCUAAGUUCUUACUUGUUCUUUCUUUCAUUGCUAUCAUCAUCUUCUUGUAAAGGAGCAUGUUUGGAACAAAUGAUACUAAUCCUAUUCAACCUAUAUCAAUGGAGGGUGUCAGAUUGCCUUACAAUGCAAAUGUGGUACCUCAAAUGCAAUUAGAUGUUGGUUGUAAUGCUGAUGUAGUGAACAUGGCCGGGGAGAAGUACACAUCAUUCUUAAAUGUACCGGAGAUAGUAGGAAGGAGCACUUCCGUUUUCAGUCAGUAUAAGUUUCCUACAACAUCAUAUGAUAACAUUUGCCUGAAUGAUGCUGGUUUAGUCAGGAAUGUGUUGAGGCAAGUCCCUGUCUCUACUGGACUUAAGCUUGCAUAUGGAGAAGAAGAGCCAAAUACUUCCAUCUCAUCUGCUGGUGAAUGCGUAAUGCAUUCAUCGACAAUGUGCCACAAUGAUAAUCUGCUAGUAGAGUUUGCUCGGCAGAGUGAUGAAUAUGAUCAUUUCAUCAGAAUACAGGGGGAAAACCUUAGGAAGGGCAUCGCAGAACUAAACCAAAGGCACACAGUUUCUCUCUUGAAUGCUCUCGAGAAAGAAGUAAGACACAGAAUGCACGAGAAAGAUGUUGAGAUACAGAAUCACAACCAGAGAAACAAGGAGUUGAUGGAGAAAAUGAGGCAGAUCGACAUGGAAGCACAGAUGUGGCACUUGAGAGCAAAACAAAAUGAGUCUCUUGUCGAUGUCUUAAGGAACAACAUCAAUCACGUAUUUCAACAAGGCGCUGCAGCAUUGAAGGAAGAUUGUGGUGAGAGCAUGGCAGAUGAUGCUGUUUCUUCAUGCAAUCAGAAUGUUGUAGAUCCAUCGUUCAAGUCUUCGAAAGAGCUGGUGAACUGCAAAGCAUGCAAGAGUAAGGAAGUUUCUGUUCUGGUGUUGCCUUGUAGACACUUGUGCCUUUGUACAGAUUGUGAUGUUUCCAUUGAUGUUUGCCCUGUUUGUCGAGCGAACAAGGUAGGAACCUUACAAGUAUACAUGUCUUAAACUCGCGAAAAAGAAAAAAACCCACAAUUGGAUGAGUUUUUUGAUCAACAAAGUUAUAUUGUAGUUCUUGUGGGAUUUUCUUUCCUUAUCGACUUCCUCAUAUCGGCCCAUCUGUCUAUAAUACUAUUUUUCCUUGCGACGAUUUGUGUUGUACAUAAGACGAUAGGAAAUUGAGAAACUUUGUGGCUAAGCUCAUCAAAGGGAAAGGCAAUAAUCUGCCGACAAAUUUUGAAAAGAUAUCAUCC